GUAGUGGUGGUGGUGGGGGUGGUGGUGGUGGUGGUGGUGUCUGGGCGGCUGGCGUGCGGUGAGCGGCCCGUGUGUCUCAGUGUUCCUUGAUGCGUGAGCGUGUGUGGUGGGUUGCGUGUGUCCUCCUGCCCGGCACAGAUUAGGUUUCCGCGUACGAGAGAAGGCUGCGCAGGCUGUCCUACCCGACCUGUCCCCCGCGCCUAGGCCUGUGUAGGGCAAGAUGCGGCCUGCGGAAACCUAGCUGGCCUACCCCCACCCCCGCUGGACCUGCCACACACACCCGCCAAGGUGUGUAGGGCAAGAUGGAGGCAGCAGGUGUGGACGCCUUCUUAAUUAGGGGUCACGUGGGGUCUCCUUGGUCCCCUCUGAGUGGUGGUGGUGGUGGUGGCAGCGGGGCUCUCUCCUCCCCCUCCCGGUGCACUGAGUCGCCCCCUUACCUGGACUUUGAUGCGCUACAGGUGGCGCUGACGCGGCUGGACCACUCCCCACAGAAAGGCAAGGGGUGCGUGGGCCGCAGCGGGGCGCUCAGCCACCGCCGCCCGCCAUCCCGGGGGUCGCGGCGCUCCUCGGCUGACAGCCUCCACCUCCUGCAGGACCAGCACACCCUUAACGACCACGACGAUGACGAUCCCGAGCCCCCGCCUGCGCCGCGCGUGGUGAACAUCGAGGUGAAGCUCGAGGAGCCCCCCAGGGAGCAGCCCGCGCGUCCCAGGACAUUCGAGGGCAGAGAGCGAGAGUGUGGCGUCCCGCGGGACUCCCCGCGCCAACACGACAAGCGGCAGGAGCUGCGGCGCCGGCUGCUGGAGGGGUGCUCCCGCAGGACACCCAGCGGCGGCUCCAACCCUCACCUGAGCAGCGCCACCUGUGAGGCGGAGGAGGCCUUCAGGAGGAUCAAGCAGGAGGUGGCGCGCCUGGCCGCCAAGAGGAGGUCCUCCACUGACCUCAGCGACUCCCGCACCCCCAGUGAGCUGCUCUGGAGCUGUGACGACUCCUUGGGUUCCGUUGGGGACUCUGCCAGCGUGGUGGUGGGGCGUGGCGGUGAGGAGCAGCGGUCCUCCUCUGAGGCUGACGUGGUGAUCAGCGACAGGGAGAGCGUGGCUGACUCUGGCCUGGUGAGCCGCCGCACCGUCAUCACCAUCAGCUCCAAGAAGAGCAAGUCCGCCAGCAGCCUCGCCAGCUCCCAGGACACGGCGCCGCUGUGGCUGCGGGACCAGCAGACGCGGCGCUCCCUGCGGGGAUGUCAGCCCCUGGAGGAGGGCAUCAGUGUGUCCAUCGUGAGCCGCGACGCCACGUCGCGCAUGUACGUUCGCCAAAGUGACGCCGAGGACAGGCCGUCACGCGCCAGCGCUUUUAACGUGCGGCGCACUAUCGAGAAGCGGCAGAUCCAGCAGGAGCGUCGGGAGCGUCGCGCGCUGCGGGAGAGGAUCAGGGAGCAGCUCAGGAGUCUGUCUGAGGGACGCCCUCGCAGGGACUCCUCAGGGUCACAGGGGUCCUCGCUGCUGCUGAGCGAGUCCUCGGCGCGCUCCAAGUCUAUGAGCUCGCUGGACCAGGACCACGAGGACGAGCGCAGCGAAUCACCGCUGGUCAAGGUUCAGUCCAGCCCCACGCUGGAGCGCGAGAAGCAGGCGGUGCUCACCUACCUUUACGGCGCCUCUAACUUGGCGGAGGAAGAGCGGCCCGCGCCCCCCUCCCUGCCCCCCAGAGCCUGUUCCGAGCGUCGGGAAGCUCCGGAGGGAGAGUGUAGUGAUCCCUGGCAGUGGUCCCGCUCCUGGGACUCAGUCCGGGUUGGUCGCGAGGAGCCGCCCCCCAGAGCGUCAGCCACUCAGUCUGCUGACUCCGUGAAGUCUUUCAAAUCCAGCAGCCGCGCGGCUCGCCACUUGUCUGACGCCACGCAGCACACCGCGACACACGCCGCGCCGGCCAUCCAUCACCCCCUUCCCCAGGAGUCACUCUGUGAAGAGUCGAGUCCCUGCGGCUCCAGUAGGCCCUCGGUGGAUCUCAGUGAGCGGCGGGAACCUCCUCAGGGUAGAGAAGAUCCGCCCCCCGGCCCCCAGCCCGUACCUCCCCCGCGGAGGAGCAAGCUGAGCCUGUCCACGGGCCACAUCAAGCUGGCGGAGGAGGAGCAGCCUCAUUGGGUGCGGCUGGCCAAGGAGCGGCGCAGCCUGCGGGCGGCCCGCCAGGUGGAGCAGCUGUCAGACCGCGCCUCCACCGCCAGCAGGGAGCCGGAGUGGGUGGCGCGCGCCCGCAAGAAACUGGAGUCGCUGAACGUGACGCUUACCGCCACCACGGACGUCAGCUGCGCCAGCUCCUGCGUCACCGAAUCGUCGUCGGCGUGGAGUCGUGGCGGCCUGGAUGCCCUGGACGACCUGCGGGAGGAGGUGUCGCGUAUCGGACAAGACCUGGCGGAGGAGGCGGCGGCGCGCGUCACCAAGGAACUCAGCGUGACCCGCGACUCCUCCAGGAUGCUUGAGGCGCCCACAGACCCCGUCCCCAGGGAGGCGUCCCUGGAGAGACCUAAAGUGUCCUUCGACGCCAGCGCCACCGAGGCCUCCGACGGGGACUCCACCACAUGUCGCAAGCUGCGCAGCCGUCGUCCUCAGAAGGAGGAGGUGCGCUUUGGUGACCUGAAGCAUGACUGGGGCGGCGCGCAGACCAAGGCCGCCAAGACCACGAACGGCAAGCAGAAGGAGAUGCGCUUUGGCGAGAUUCAGGUGGAGGUAGAGGCCAGGGAGCCCCGCGGUGCCGCCCUCAGGCCCCACGCCAGCAACCAGGGCAGCCACGCGCCGGAUGCCGAAGACAGGCGGCCCGUGAUGCGCUUCGGCGACACGCCGCUCAACCUGUUCCCUGCGGCGGCGCCCCGCGGCCCCCAGAGCUCCUCCAAGUUCGAGUCCGUGGCAGGCCCGGACCCCACCAAGAUGACCGCCGAGCAGCUCAACCAGAACGUGGAGGAGUACGACUUCCCCAUCCCCACGGGGCGCGAGGACGCCUCAGAAUUGCUGCGCUUCCUGGAGGAGAGCCUCAAGAAGGCGGAGGCGGUGCCCGAGGUGGUGUGCGCGGAGGACUCGCGGCCCAGGCCCAAGAGCAUCCUGAAGCGGCGGUCUGUGGAGAGCGUGGUGCAGGAGCUGCGGCGCGAGGCCUCGGGCGAGGGCCACCAAAAGGUACUGCACCACCGGAAGAGCGCCUCGUUUGACUGGGACUGUGUAGGUAAGGGAGGCGACCCCCCGCCCACCGCCCCUGCCGCCCCCGCCCCCACCACCGCCACUACCACCUUCACCACCACAUUCACCACCACCAUUGCCGCCCCAGCUGCAUCCUCCCCCACCCUCCCCACUGCCCCCGCCACUAACGGACACUUCUUUAACGUGAAGCUGCGCCACGUGCCACCCGGCGCCAGGGAGCAGCAGCAACAGCAACAGCAGCAGCAGCAUCACGCAUCCACUAACAACGACCCACGACGCUUCCCCUCGGAACACUCGCCACACAGACGACCCUCCACACAGGAACACGGCGCCCCCCUCCCGGGCCUCGUGAGGGCGAGGGAGAGGAAGAGCGUGGACGAGCACGGCCUGAGAGAGGCGGAGGCGGAGGCGGAGCGACCCGGCGUGAGGGAGCUGCUGCCGCCCCCCGCCUGGGCCACCUGCAGGGCCGGCAGGGGCCUUACGUCCUCAGGGGCGACCUCCGGGCCCCUGCCAGCCGUGCAGGGGCAGCACAGCGUCCCCCAGGACACUCCGCCGCCCUCGCCAGCGUCUCUCUCACGCCCGCGCCCUGGCCACCGCGCCUCCACUUCCCCGGGGCAGGAACCUCCAUCCACUGGUCGCCCUGACCGUGUCGUCCCUGGUCCUGCCCCCGAGGUGAUCCCCGCCUCGGGCAGCCCGCCGCCCCCCCUCACCCUAACCGUGGAGCAGCCCCAGGGUGUGGUGGGGGACGAGAGAGGGGCGCCCAAACCCAUACACAAGUCCACACAACUCACACACUGUGCUUACAGCGCCGCUUUCCACCCACACCCCCCGCCCGCCCCGCCCGCCCCGCCCGCCGCAGAGGAGCCCAACAGCCCCGUCCCUGCCGCCUCGCCUCAGCACAGCCCCACCCCCGCCCCUCCCCCCAAAGCCGCCAGGGUACACCAGGAGCCUGUCCUUCCCUCCCACGAGCAGCUCGGCGACCCCCAGCUCCCCGCCACCCUCGCCACCCCCGCCAUCCAGGUGUUCAGUUCCCGGGGUGAGGCAGCACCCCGCGGCCCCGCGGACAAGUGCCCGAGGGAGCCCCGGGAAGACCCCGUGACACGCCCGCCCCGCAAGAAGGAGGAGGAGGAGGAUCACCACAGGACCAGGCGCGGCGUCCCCACUGCCGCCACCUCCUCCACCGCCGCCCCUGGAGACAGGCGGAUACGAGAGGCGCCCCCCAGUGUGGCGGGUGAGGCACGUAUCCCCGCCAGGCACGCCGCCGAGCCCCUGCCAGAUCCCCCCAAGCGAGUCUCUCGGGGCAGUGCUGAGGAGGGUUCCCGUGGCCCCGCCUCGCCCGUCAAGCCGUCCCGCGGGCGGCCACCGGGGGAGAGCCCCGUGCCGCGCCUGGUGCAGGUGGAGGUGGUGGACGAGGAGGCGCGACGGGCGGCGCCCAGGAAGCGCGAGGAGAAGCGUGGCGGCAGCGGCCUGCUGGAGUGGGAGGCGCGGCAGCGGCAGCGCCUGGAGGAGGAAGAGCGGAACCGCCUGAACAUCGGGCUGUCGCUGCGUCCCGUGUCGUGCCGCAUCAAGGAGCUGGUCAGGAUGCACGGCGCCUUCAUGUCGCGCUUCACGCGGGACAAGAAGACAGACAUCAACGGCACCGUGGACGGUGCAGACGACAUCCUCUUUCAGAAGAUCCCGCAGGACCCCUCCACCAAGACGCCCCCCGCGCCUCCAGCGGCCCAGGGCUCCGCGCCCCCCAUGCGGUCCCCCUUCAUGGUGAAGAAAGUGCAGAGUCCCGGCCAGAACACCGAGCCGCCCCGACCCACCCGCAGGGACCACCCCAGGCGCCGCUCACCCGCCCGCAGGCCGAGCCCUGCCACGCAGAGGACCGCCCCUUCCUCGCGGGUCACCAGCCCCGCCACCCGCAAGACCAGCCCCGCCCCACGAAGGAAAAGCCCCACUCCACGGGGCACAAGCCCAUCUACUCGUAGGCCAAGUCCUGGUCCACGCAGGAGAAGUCCUGCCCCAAGGGGCACCAGCCCUGCCACACGCAGAAGCCUCUCCCGACGGGGAACAAGUCCAUCCACACGCAGAAGAAGCCCCGCCCCACGUGGCACCAGCCCUUCAACACGCAGGAGCAGCCCUAGCCCGCGGAGGAGCGCCUCCUCCACCCUCAGGUCCACCUCCUCCUCGCGCAGGUCCCCCUCGGCACACCGGGGCUCCGCUGAGGGCCACAGGGGCGCGGCUCACCACAAAGUACUUACGGAGAGCAGUGGCCAGCCCUCCCCCAGCAGGGAGGCCACAGACUCCUUUCGCCGCAGAACGCGCUCGUCUCUCUCCCCCGCAGCGCGGCGCCACCAUGCCGCGUCGCCAGACCGAAAGGGCUCAGGCUCCAGGGGGAGGGAGGGCGUGCCCCGGGCCUCACAGAUCGUAGCAGAACUCCACCGCGCGGCACAGUCCUCCCCGCAGUCACAGGACUCCCAGGGCUCCCUCACCUCCAGCAGCAGGUCAGCGGUCUCCAACUCACCCAGCACUACCGCGCCCCGCACCGAGGUGCAGGACGCGGCCAGACAGCACCGCAGCCUGCACUCCCCGAGCCCAGAGCGGAGCAGCGUGAAGGACCCCAAGGCCCGCCAGGAGUGGCUCACCAAGAUGCUCGCCGCCCUCACCCAGGAGGGCCCCCCGCCACGCCCCGCCUCUCCCACCCUCUCCCCUCCCGCCCCUGCCUCUCCCACCCAUGCGUCCCCCAGCCCAGCCUCUCCCACCCACACUUCUCGCAGCACCAUCACCCUCACCCCAGCCUCCUCCACCCACGCCGCUCCCAGUCAGGACUCCCCCAGCCGACACCAGACAGACUCAGCACACAGCUCGGCCAGAGCGGCGCCCGCCACGUACGCCCACGUGGGGCCCGCACGCUCCCUGGGAGCAGCAGCAGCAGCUGCCCUGGAAGGGGCGACGCCCGUGCCUCCCGCCAGGAAGUCAGCGUUAUCCUCCCUGAGAACUCUGCCAGCCCCCGCCACCCCCGCCACCGCCUGCCCAGCCUUCUCACCCCUCAAGACUGUUUCCUCCAGUCUCACAGUGACGCUCACCCCCACCGCCUCGCCGCUGUCCCCACACACCAAAAACUUCAACUGCACGCCCUCAUCCGUACCCCCGGCCGCCGCGCCAGGCGAGGACAGCCUCAGGACGCCGGUGAAGAGGUCCCCGUCACAGGAGAGCCUGGAGCACAGCCGGCGCGGCCCCGUCAGCCUGUCGUCCAUCCUCAGCGACUCCUCCAGGUCCUCUUCCCGCUGCUCGUCGCCGCACGCCUCGCCGCGCCCCUCGCCGGAACGCAUCCUUAAGCGAGAAUCCUUUGACCUCGUGGCCAGGCUGGGCGUCAUCCAGGAAGGCGGCAGCCCAGGGGAGUGGCGCGCCCGGGGACCACAGGGGGACCAGAAGGAAAAUAUUGCCCCUCUCCCAGAGGACGAGAGCGGAGAGGACACCCCGAGCCUGUCUGCGCCCUUCAGGUCCUCCUUCAGGCUGCGGGAGAGGAGCGAGGAGCGCAGAAAGGGUGGCAGGAAGUGGAGCGAGGAGUACAGCGCCCGCGACUCAGUCCUGAGCUGGCGCCCCGCCCUCACUGCCCCGGCCAUCACCCUGCGUGCCCUGGCGGACGUCGCCCCCAGGAAGCACGCUGACACCACCUGGCCACCCGUGCGGGUCGAGGCGCCUGCCAAGGCCCAGACCGCAGCAGAUUCCCCCGCCCUGACCAGGUACUGCCGCGGUAGGGCGUCCCUGCGUUCCCAAGGCCCGGCCGGUGAGUGUGGCGGUAGGAAGCCCUCCCUGUCCCCGGAGCCUGGCAGCGGCCUGGACACAUCCCCGCAGCGCCCCGUCUCCCUCAGUGCCAUCCUGUCUCGCGGCGAGGCGAGGGUCGCCUCCCCUAGCCAGGACUCCCUCGAACAGGACUCCCCCACCUACAAGUUCUCUCCCAAACUCUCGCUUUCUGAGGAAGUGACGCCCCUCAGCAACAGACACCCUCGAGACGAGGGCGCGCCACUCACCCCCCAGAAGGCCGAUCCGCCCACGCCCGUCCCGUCCCCCGCCGUCGCCGAGAAGGAGACGCCCGCCAGCCUCUCCAAGCCCAAGCCCCGCGUGAAGCAAGCGUGCUCCGCCAAGACCCCUGCCGGGCCGCGGCGAUCCAAAGAGGGCUCCCCCGCGCCUAGCACCGCGCCGCGCCCCGCCUCCUCCGCCGCCAGGAACAAAGUGGUUCGUCGAAACUCUAGUCUGAAGAGAAACCGCCCCGAGGGCUCCCUGAAGGCGAGGAGGGAGCGAAAGAACUCCGAGGAGGACGCCCACGAGACUGUGGUGGAGGCCGCCGAGGGCACCACGCGUACCCGCACCACCGUGAAGCGAUCCUGCCUGCCCGCCGCUGACAAGGCCCGCCCCGUGGCUCGCUCCGGCAGUGGUCGCGUGAAGCGGGAACGUAGUUUUCGUAGCAGCGCCUCGCGGGCCCUGGAGGACUGGGCCGCGUCCACCUCCGUCAAGGGACACCUCGUGAAGAAGGAAGGACAGCGGUUCAGCCACGAGACAGAGGAGGAGGAGCAAGGCGGGCGCCGCGUGGCCCGCAGCGUGGCGCGGCGCGUGGUGCGGCGCGGCUCACGCACGCUGUCUGGCGGCGGCGAGCUGCUCACGGAAACCAAGGAGACGUCCUCUUCAGGCGUCGCCAAGGACGGCCAGAAGCAGACAACAACCACGCAGGAGCACGCAAAGGAAAACGAGGUUCACAGUGUGGAAGAAAACGAGGCCAAGGAAAAUGGAGAAGUUGAAGGUGGGACUAUGGUGGAGGUGACGCAGGGGGGCAGGGGAGUGUCGCGCAAGAUGAAGACAUCCACGGACGGUGAGCGAUACUUCACCCACUCCAUCACGGACAAGCACGGCGCCAAGACCUUCACCACAGAGGGCGUCAACAACAAGACCACCAGCUCCGUGGAGGUGAUCGGAGCCAAGGACUUCGACGCCCGCCGUGCUGUCAAAGGGACCACCGGGGAGCGAGUGGUGGUGGAGAGGACCAAGGACCCCCUGGGAAGACCCUCCACCGUGGUCAAGAAGGUCACCUCGCAGUCUAGACUUGUCAUAACAAAGACGAAGAGAAAGACUCCCGUGGUGGUCUAGCUGGAAGGGACCCCUGCCUGGACACUACCUGGUGCUGGAAGGUCACAACUGGCUCGUCCGUGAAGGCGUGUCUGGAAACUGGACCGGACUGGAAGCAAGGAAGGGCGUGGAAGUCUGGUGCAGUGUGGAGGUGCCCCUGGAAACAACACCGGACUGGAGGGGAAGGAGGGAAAUCAUGGAAAUCUUAUGCCGAGUCUGUCUGUCUCUCUCGCUUGGACUGGGAGCUUGAAAAUGAAGGUCUGGAAGUCCCCCUGGAAUGUUCUUCUUGUCCUGGAAUAUCAGUGGGCGUGGGAAAAAAAAAGAAAAUAAGUUCUGAAAAAAACCUCCUUUCAAGAUUUCUCUCCCUGGACUAAAGAAGCUGGAAACUGGAAACGUUGCUUUGUUCUCUGCUUCCUCCUCCUCCUCCUCCUCCUCUUAUCCUUCUUCCUCCUCUUCCUCCUCCUCCUCCCGUCCCUGGAAACUCAGAACAGGAGACAAGAAGCCUUAAGAGAAAAGCACAUUGUGUCUGGAAACUGGAAAAAUCAUCUUAUCAUCCUCCAGCUUCUUCAUAUCCUCCUCCUCCUCCUCCUCCUCCUUUUGGUCCUCUUCCUCAUAAGUUGGGCUGCUGUUUGUCUUUCCUUUGUGUGCCAUUGUGCUCUUUUGUACUCCCCCUAAGAUGGACAGACACUCGUGGCAGCAAAUCCUUACUGGAAACCUGGAAUUAGAUACCUGGAAACACACAAGACUCAAAGAACUCAAAAGGAAGUGAAGAGGAUGGAAACUGCAACACCCCUCCUACCCCCCCCCUAAGCCGCGAGGUGUGUGUUCGUGUGUGGGUGUGUGAGGCGGUGUGUGGCUGCCUGUGUGAGUGUUCUGGAAACUGGAGGGACGCUGGAACGGGGCCUGGAUUUGUCUUGUGCAUAUUAAAAAGGAAAGGAAGAGACUAUAGGGAGGGUGUGCUGGAAGGUGCUGGAAAAUAAUUACAAACUACUGGAUUGCUGAUUGGCUGGCUGGCUGUUGGUAGGGCUUGUUUUGGAGGCAAUUCGCUCACAAUGAUACUUAGAACAACAACGAUGAAUUAACACGACUACUAAUUCUCAACUCAAUUUUUUUUUUUAAUGAUUUCAACUUUUUUAUUUAUUUAUUUAUUUAUUUUAUUUUUUAUGUUUAAUUUCUGGACUGAACUGUGAUGUGGUGAUGCUCAUUUGUUUAUGCCCCCCCCCCAUCCUCUCCUUAUCCUGUAUUAUCCUAACCCUCCCCUCCUCCCUUUUUUAUUAUCCUAUAUCCUGUAUCCUCUUUCCAAAUCCUCUUCUUUUUCCUCCACUCCUUCCCCGUUUUCUCUUUUAUCUUUGUUUAUUCAUUACACUGUUUUUUUUUUUCGUGUUCUAUUCUCUUAACUCCUAUCUGUCUAUCUACUUCUCUAUAUCUAUCUUCUAUCUACCUAUCUUCUUUCUCUCUGUAUCCUUAUCACAUUCUUUCCUUUUCCCUCUCAUCCUUAUCCUCAUCCUCCAUCUGUCAGCCAUGUUCCUUAGCCAACACUUUGCUUCCCCUUCUUCAUAUCCUCCUAAUCUUUUUUUCCAUAAUCUGUCUCUGAUUGAUUCAUUUCCCCGUUUUUACUAUUUUUUUGUACUUACCUUUAUUCAGUUCUAUAGUCUCUCCUUCACUCCUACACCAGAACCUCUUACCCUUUGCUCUUCCCUCCUCUUAUCUCUCGUAUAAUUCAUCCCUCACCCUUCACCCUUAUAUCAAAACACCCUUAUUCCUUAUCCUCAUGUCCCCUUUAUCCCUCCAAGCCCCCCCCCCCUCCCACUAAGAUAAGACUGACACGCAUUUGAGAGUAGCAUUUAACCUACGUUUUCUUCGCAUUUAAGACAAUACUCACCUCUGCUCAGUAUGCUAACCUUGACGGGCGCCUAAUUACUCUACGAACAGGUAAGCGUCGUCUUCUUGUAAUUAAUGUGAUAUGGUUCAUUGCUCUGACAUCUCUAUUAUUAUUAUUAUUAUUAUUAUUAUUAUUAUUAUUAUUAUUAUUAUUAUUAUUAUUAUCAUUAACCAUUGAUCUCUCCCGGGGUGAUUGGACGAUCCUCGCGCUGCCACCAAUUGUUUUCUUUUGUUUUGUUUGAGCCCAGUGAUCUCGUUUUCUUUGAUUUUUUAAUGGUUUGGGGUGUUACUGGUGUGUUCUGCUUUAAUACUAUAGAUGCUGGUGUAGUUUCGUCCCAGUCAUCCGUUUUCUUUGAUACUGUAAGGGUGAAGUGGUGUAUUUUUUUUUAUCCCAGUGACUCGUUUUCCAUAAUACUGUGCGAUGGAUUAGUGUAUUUUUGAUCCCAGUGACUCGUUUUCUAUAAUACCGUGACAUCCACGCUAACACCCAGUCACUCGUUUUCUUUUUUCGAGAUCACAUGCAGCGCAGUGUACAUUCAUUCCAAGCACCCCGUUUUCUAUUGAUUCCUACAUUGCAAGGGUCCUUUUGAGAAGCGAACAGCUCAAUUGACUACCUUCGCUUCCGGACAUUUUGCAGUUAACGAGGGAUUCACCAUAGGACGCGUAGGAUGGGGGUGUAGGAGUCCUUCUGCCCCUUGCUAAGUGUUCCUGGUGUGUCCUUAGCCCGCUCUAAUCUGUAGUGUAGUUAGUGUGUGUGUUUGUGCGUGUGUGUGUGUGUGUGUGUGUGUGGUGUGUGUAUAAUUCUUUUUUUUAUUUUUUUGUCUACUUUUUUAAUUGAUAAAAUGAUACAAAUAAAACUUCUUUAAUUUAU
Scylla paramamosain (green mud crab) is the source of this 11040-nucleotide messenger RNA. RefSeq names its product serine/arginine repetitive matrix protein 2-like. The coding region runs from base 303 to 8309 and encodes 2668 amino acids. Lineage: Eukaryota; Metazoa; Arthropoda; Malacostraca; Decapoda; Portunidae. The transcript has 12 exons. The record is from RefSeq and is a predicted model, not a curated record.